Molecule: messenger RNA, 843 nt
Organism: Bombyx mandarina (wild silkworm)
Lineage: Eukaryota; Metazoa; Arthropoda; Insecta; Lepidoptera; Bombycidae
Product: general odorant-binding protein 72
Biological process (GO): sensory perception of smell; olfactory behavior
Cellular component (GO): extracellular region
Molecular function (GO): odorant binding; dibutyl phthalate binding
Source: RefSeq, a predicted model, not a curated record
UUAACUGAAAUUAAGUAAAAUUCUAUGUAAGAAUCGUAUCUUUUUAACAGUCUAUGGACGGAUAAUACUGCGCACUUCACUGCUUGUUGCAAUUAAUAAGUAAGAUAACACAAGUCAUGUCAAGUGAAACAAACAAACCGUCAAAUAAAAUAUGUAAUUCCAUUGGUGUUUUUAUCCACAUCCUAUUAUUAACAUUUUAAAGGUGACAAAAUAAUUAAGAGGUACAGAUUUAAUAACCGUUCAUAUAUUUGUAUAAAAACAGGCAGAAGUACUUUCGCAGAUUUAUCAUUCUGUCUUGUAUUUAUGAAGUUCACGACUGAUGAAAAAAGAUGUUUUUGAAAAACAUUUUCAUUGAAUGUGUAUUGUUGUAUUUCGUAACGUUAAAUACGUCGUUUGUGAACACUAUGACGAAACAGCAAAUAAAAAACUCGGGUAAAAUAUUGAAGAAGGCUUGCAUGUCGAAAAACGAUGUUACUGAAGAUCAAAUUAGCGAUAUAGACAAAGGAAAGUUUAUUGAAGAUAAGAAUGUGAUGUGCUAUAUCGCCUGCGUGUACUCUAUGAGUCAAGUAGUAAAAAAUAAUAAAUUUGUCCACGACGCUAUGGUGAAGCAGGUCGAUAUGAUGUUUCCAACGGAAAUGAGAGACGCAGUGAAAGCCUCCAUAGCUAAUUGCAGAGGAGUUGCUAAAAAUUACAAAGACAUAUGCGAGGCAUCAUUCUGGACUGCAAAAUGUAUGUACGAAUUCGAUCCCGCUAACUUUGUAUUUGCCUGAUCGAUUCAAUGUAAAAAACUAAAUGUAUUAAAAUUGCCUAUGAAAAAUAAAUUAAUGGAUGGUUAUAAUGUUU